Antechinus flavipes (yellow-footed antechinus) is the source of this 3907-nucleotide messenger RNA. It is a transcript of the gene NAALAD2, whose product is annotated as N-acetylated alpha-linked acidic dipeptidase 2. NCBI's taxonomy places the organism in Eukaryota, Metazoa, Chordata, Mammalia, Dasyuromorphia, Dasyuridae. Gene Ontology annotation, molecular function: carboxypeptidase activity. The record is from RefSeq and is a predicted model, not a curated record. The coding region runs from base 90 to 2309 and encodes 739 amino acids. The transcript is spliced from 19 exons.
CGAAAUAAAGAACUGCCUUAUCUGCUGUCAUUCACAGGGAGGAUAGCCAUACGUCCGCGUGGAGCGAGGAGCGCAGCCCAGUUAGAAACAUGGCUAAGACCAAAGUCUGGCUGUACACUUGGGUGGGUUUGACUGCCCUGUUGAUGUUUUUCGUGUCCGGAUUUAUAGUGGGUUGGUUUAUUAAAUCUGUCAAAGAAGUAACCACUCCAGUGACAACUUACCAAAAUGAAAGGUGGAAACUGAUAUCGGAAAUGAAGGCAGAAAACAUUAGACAGUUUCUACGUUCCUUUACGAAACUCCCUCAUCUGGCAGGAACAAAGCAGAACUUUCUUCUUGCAAAGCAAAUUCAAAGUCAGUGGAAGACAUUUGGACUUGACUCUGCUGAGUUGAUUUAUUAUGAUGUUCUCCUUUCUUAUCCUAAUGCCACAAAUCCCAACUAUAUCUCAAUUGUUGAUGAACAUGGAAUCGAGAUUUUCAAUACUUCAUUCUUUGAGAUACCUCCAGUUGGAUAUGAAAACGUUUCAGAGAUUGUCCCACCAUAUAAUGCUUUCUCAGCCCAAGGCAUGCCAGAGGGAAAUCUUAUAUAUGUGAACUAUGCACGGACUGAAGACUUUUUCAAACUAGAACGGGACAUGAAAAUCAAUUGCACUGGAAAGAUUGUUAUUGCUAGAUAUGGAAAAAUCUUCAGAGGAAAUAAAGUUAAGAAUGCCAUGUUAGCUGGAGCCAUAGGGAUUAUCUUGUACUCAGAUCCAGCUGAUUACCUUGCUCCUGGGGUACAGCCCUAUCCCAAUGGAUGGAAUCUUCCUGGAGAUGUUGCCCAGAGAGGAAAUGUAUUAAACUUGAAUGGAGCAGGUGAUCCUCUUACUCCAGGGUAUCCAGCUAAAGAAUACACCUUCAGGUAUGCAGAAAAUGAAGGAGUGGGAAUCCCCCAAAUCCCAGUACAUCCCAUUGGAUAUCAUGAUGCAGAGAUAUUAUUACGCAACAUGGGAGGAAUUGCACCACCAGAUAACAGCUGGAAAGGAAAUCUUAAUGUGCUUUAUAACAUUGGGCCUGGCUUUAUAGGGAACUAUUCCACCAAGAAAGUCAGAAUGCAUGUUCACAAUACCAAUGAAAUAACAAGGAUUUACAAUGUAAUUGGAAUGAUCAGAGGAUCUUUGGAACCAGAUAGGUAUGUUAUUCUUGGAGGUCAUCGGGACUCUUGGGUAUUUGGUGCUAUUGACCCAACCACUGGGGCAGCAGUUCUACAAGAAGUUGUCCGGAGUUUUGGAAAAAUGAUGAGUGGAGGUUGGAGACCAAAAAGAACUAUUAUUUUUGCUAGCUGGGAUGCAGAAGAAUUUGGACUCUUGGGUUCCACAGAAUGGGCUGAGGAGAAUGCAAAAAUACUUCAAGAGAGAAGCAUUGCUUAUAUAAAUUCUGACUCAUCCAUAGAAGGAAAUUACACCCUUAGAGUGGACUGCACACCUCUUCUUUAUAAGUUGGUCUAUAAUCUGACAAAAGAGAUUAACAGCCCUGAUGAUGGUUUUGAAAGCAAAUCUCUUUAUGAAAGCUGGUUGAAAAAGGACCCUUCACCUGAGGAUAAACAUAUUCCUAGAAUAAAUAAACUAGGAUCUGGAAGUGAUUUCGAAGCUUAUUUUCAGAGACUGGGAAUUGCUUCAGGUAGAGCCCGUUAUACUAAGAACAGGAAAACAAACAAGUUUAGUAGCUAUCCAGUUUACCACACUAUUUAUGAGACUUUUGAGCUGGUCGACCAAUUUUAUGACCCUACCUUUAAGAAACAACUUGCUGUAGCCCAGUUACGAGGAGGACUAGUAUAUGAACUUGCCGAUUCCAGAAUCAUUCCUUUCAAUAUUCAAGACUAUGCAAAAGCUUUAGAAAACUAUGCAACCAGUAUCUAUAACUUAUCCAAGAAACAUGACCAACAAUUGAAAGACCAUAGAGUAUCAUUUGAUUCCUUAUUUUCUGCUGUGAGAAACUUCACAGAUGCUGCUGCAGAUUUUCAUAGAAGACUUGCACACAUUGACUUUAAUAACCCAAUUGCAGUGAGAAUUGUGAAUGAUCAGUUGAUGCUAUUGGAAAGAGCUUUCAUUGAUCCUCUUGGUUUACCUGGAAGGCAAUUCUAUAGGCACAUCAUCUUUGCUCCAAGUAGUCACAACAAAUACGCAGGAGAAUCAUUUCCAGGAAUCUAUGAUGCCAUGUUUGAUAUUGAAAACAAAGCAGAUCAACAUGAGGCCUGGGAAGAAGUUAAAAAACAGAUCUCCAUUGCUGCAUUUACAGUUCAAGCAGCUGCAGGGACUCUGAAAGAAGUAUAAUAAGAUGGCAGCAGAAAACCUCUGCCCAUGUGACCAGCCACAAGCACCACUGGAGGGAAACCAGAGAACAAGAUUCACCUUCAGUUUCUCUCUGAUGAAGCCAUAGUUUAAACAAACAAAAUCUGUGUAACUGCUAUCUUAUAUGACUUUCUUUAUCCAUUCACUACAAAGUGCUUUAUCAGUUUAGCUAAUCAUAAUCAUCUGCUUGAAAUGACUUAAAAAUUUCCCCUUUGCCUAGAUUAACCUGAGAAAAGACAUUGGGCAUUCUUUAUAUAUGCAUAACUCUAUAACAUUUACACCAUCAGAAGAUAAAACAAAAAUCUUGAAGCAGUAGGAAUCAACUUUGUAAAAUGUAGCAUGUUAAAGUAUCAGCUUUAUGAUUCCUUAAACUUAGUUCAGGUCAGGAACCUACUUGAGAAACAGAAAUCAAAGAUUUAAGAGAUAAUUAAAUGGUGCUCUAGACUUCUAAGGGCAAAUCCAUAACACUGACUAUUUAGGAAAAAGUCCUAAUUGCCUCCUUUGAUAAAAGAAACAUUUCUAAAUAUCCCUUAAUAGUGGUUUUCUCCUUGCUGUUUGAAGACCUCUAAUGAUGAGAAACUUCUGCCUCCUGAGGCAAUAGUUUUCAUUUUCAGAGAGAAUUGUUAGGGAUUUUUUUUUCUGAUAUCAAAUGUAAAUCCACCUCAUUAUAGCUUUUCCCCUAGUUCAAAACUCUGGCUUCUGGAGUCACACAUAAUAAUCCUAAUACUUUCUCCAGCUCAUAGUCCUUCAGUUAUUUUAAGACAUACCUUUGUAUGUCCUUCCCCCUUCACUGAUCCAUCCUCAAUUCCCAUCCAAGUCUUCUCUUCACUCUAACCCUACCAAGCUAAAAAGCAACAUUUCCACAGAUUCCACUUAGGCACUUUCCUAUGAACAUUCUCCAGCUUGUAAAUGUCUCUCUUUAAAGAAACAAUUCUUCCAACUAUGGUCUGGUCAAAAAAUAUCCCAGUGGGUUAUUAUUUGUUAUAUUUCUUUUAACUUAGUCUAAGAUCAUAUUAGCAUUUGGUGAGGGGACUGGUAUCUGACAUCUGACUUUAAACUCUUUUCAGUUUGCAUUCAGCUUUAAAAAUGGAACCCUUUAUCAUAUUUUUCUUUUUUUAAAAUAGCAAUAACACUUCACCAGUGGGCCAGGUAAAUUCAGAAAUACCAAAACUUUAAUAAUUUAGACAUUAAACAUGUGCUUCAUAUAAGGCAUUGUUCUAAGCACUAAAAAUAUAAAGAUGAAUAAAAGCCAGGUCUCUUCUGGCCUCUAGAAUCUUAUGAUCUUAUAGACAAAUUUAAAUGUGUUAAGUCUAAAGGAGAGAAUAAAGUUGCCCCAAAGACUUGAAGAAGAUAUUGUUCUUAUCUUUUAAUGGAGAGAUAUGUUAUAUGAAAUGGCACCUGAAUUCUCUUGGAAAUCUUUACUAUCUCUAUAUAACUUUAAGUGCUAGCAUCAUGAAGUUCAUGCUUUUUACUAUGUAGAAGAGGUUGUGUAAGCAAUCAUAGUCAUUUAUCUAGAGGUGACUGUUUUAGAUUUGUGUGUUCAAUGACAUUAGUGAUUUAAUAAACUUGAUUAUCUGAAA